Morchella importuna is the source of this 1050-nucleotide messenger RNA. RefSeq lists its product as uncharacterized. The record is from RefSeq and is a predicted model, not a curated record. Bases 1 to 1050 code for a protein of 349 amino acids. NCBI's taxonomy places the organism in Eukaryota, Fungi, Ascomycota, Pezizomycetes, Pezizales, Morchellaceae. The transcript is spliced from 2 exons.
AUGCCUGCGAAAGCCCCUCUCGACGAGAAUGUCAAGUUUUUGUAUUCAUGCCUUAUCCGUAGUGACUACAAGACUAUUGACUUUUCCCGUGUCGCUGCGGACUUUGCUAUCAACCCCGCUGCAGCACGCAUGCGUUGGAGCCGUCUGAAAAAGUCCAUCAACCCCGACGAUACGCGGCCACAGUUCGCCUCCGAUCCAUUGCCGAAAAAGGCUAAGAAAAAGGUUCCAAAGACGCCCAAGGAAGAGAAAGAAGAGAAAGAAGAGAAGUCGAUUAAGGAAGAGGUGAAAGAGCUUGAGUUUGAGGAUGCUAUCGAGGAUAAAAGCACCCCAAGAAAGGCCAAGCUUAAGGCAGGCAAAAGAAUUGGAGUUGUGGUCAAAAAUGAGCAGACUUCAGAUGUGGAUGAUGAUAUGGGGGGUGGGGUUAGUUCUGGGGACAGAGGUGAUGAUGAAGAAAUGCUUCGGGCACCGGGAAACGAGCAACCCGCCGCUGCAGCUGUAACGGCAACGGCAUCGGCUCCACAGAUCCAAGAACUUUUCAAGACUGAAGAGCAAGAUGACGCGGGACCACUCCAAAUUAUGCCAGAAAACACUCAAAAUAACACCAGAGACUUGCAAACCACAUCGUUUUUGAAUCCGCCUGACAUGUUCCCAAUACCUCCAGCAACCUUUAUUUUGCCCCCAGUUACCUCACUCCUCGAUCAAAUCGCAGUUCCAGAAAAAUCUGGCGAAGACGACGACGAUGAUGAUGGUUGGGGUGCGACAAUCAUAGUCAAGCAGGAACCGAAUCCUGAUCCCAAGACCCCCACUAAGAGAAAGUUCUCUGCUACUCUGGGCAGCACUUCUCCUGCAAGUUCUGUGUCCUCUUUUUCUCCCCCAUCUCCCUCUCACAGCUCCCCGUCGCCGUCGCGCACCCCUAGGAAAUCUGAACGCACUCCUCAAAAAUGGCAGGCAAUCGUUAGUAGAAGUCGUCAGCCGCGUAGUAAGUCGCGGAAAAUUUACAGUGAGGAGAACGAAGACGAAGAUGAAGACGACUAUAAUCUUGCGUUAUAG